Molecule: messenger RNA, 624 nt
Organism: Talaromyces proteolyticus
Lineage: Eukaryota; Fungi; Ascomycota; Eurotiomycetes; Eurotiales; Trichocomaceae
Exons: 4
Coding region: 1-624 (207 amino acids)
Source: RefSeq, a predicted model, not a curated record
AUGGACAUUUCGGAUAGAGUUAAGAGAGUGAGAUUUCUACUCCCAGCCACCAUACAUAUCAUCGGAGAAGUGACAUCGAGUUUAUUUGACUGCUUCGUCGAGGAUCUCAGGGCUGCCAUUCUCGAUGUCGAAUGGGAAAUAUGCUAUACAGAUGCCGCCAGCGACUUGCGAGAAGUCGUUUUGGAGAUAGAAUCUGAGAGACGCUUCGAGUCGUUUGUCCUGGACAUGAGAGCCGCCCUCGACUAUGAGCAAGAGAUAGAAUCCGAUCAGCGCUUCGACUGGUUUGUCCAAGACUUGACGGCCGCAGUUAACAACAUUCAUGAGCAGAUUUUGCGAGCAGCCGCCCGAAAGCGAGAAUCCCAAAGACGCUUCGAGAUGUUUGUCCAAAGCAUUGCGCGUGAGCGAGCGCUGUAUGAUCGAGAUGUACGCAUGCAAGAUGCGCCGCCAAGAGUGGUCUAUGGCAAAUGUAUACGGCAGACGCUGAUGAUUGAUUGCCACAGCAGUGCAGGAUGUGAGCGAGAGCUGUUCGACCGAGAUGUAUGCAUGCGAGAAGCACCGCCACUAGAGCAAUGCGGGCUACGGCCCACGCCGGGGCACGGGACACAAACCGAUCAAACAGUGUAG